GACCCUUUCAAAUGAUGCUUUGGUGCCUACUAGGAUCAUUCCUUUACAGAUUCCUAAGGCUAAGAGUCGCUAUCAUUAUUCGAUUGGGGAUUCUUGUCAAACUAAAUGGGCUGUGGUGAAUUAUUCAUUAGUGGUGAAAGUUAUAAUUAAAUCCAAGAGUUCAGGAUUAGAAACGAUCAGUUUGAAUGGAUUACCAGUCGAAUUAAUGAGCGUCACGAAUUCAGAAUUAAAGAUUGCACUUCAAUCCUUAAGAACUCCAAGUCCAAACAUCUCAAAUCCUUCUACACUUUUAGUUCCAUUCAAUCAUCAUCAUCCCCAUCAUCAUCCUGGUUUAGAUUCCUCAGAAAGGUUACCUAAUGAAGUACAUCAUCGGCUUUCGACUCCUUCACAUUCACAUUCACAUCAGAGAGGUUUAGAAGAUUGUAGGUUUUUGGUCGAACCGAUCUUGGCGGCUAGACCGAUGAGGUUAUCGGCACCUCCUUGUAAUACUUGAAAGUUUUUUAAUCAAAUUGUUUUAAGGAUGUUUUUUUGGUUUUGACUUUUUUGGCUUAGACUUUGUUUUAAUUAAGGACUUUACUUCUUUUUUCUCUCUUCUUCUUCUUCUUCAAUAUCUCAUCUUAUCUUUCUCUCUGUCUCACUCUCACUCUUGUUCAUACGUUUUUUUUUGUUUUUGUCUUUUUUUGUUUUUGUUUUUUUAAUAAUGAUGAGUUUUAAUGAACGUUUUCAUUUUUUUUCUCUACGUGUUUGUGUGUUGACUUCAUUCUUAAAUGUCUUUUUUUUCUCUAUCUAUCUAUCUCUUCAAUUACAUAUAUAUUGAAUGAUCAUCAUUUGUCUGUAUGGUUUUUUUUCUUUUUUUUUUUCGAGAUGGUUUAUCAUGAAAAAAAGCAGGAAAUAUAGAACAAGGUUUUUUUAUGAUUUU
This is a messenger RNA of Melampsora larici-populina 98AG31, 919 nucleotides long. RefSeq lists its product as uncharacterized. NCBI's taxonomy places the organism in Eukaryota, Fungi, Basidiomycota, Pucciniomycetes, Pucciniales, Melampsoraceae. Bases 206 to 493 code for a protein of 95 amino acids. The transcript is spliced from 2 exons. The record is from RefSeq and is a predicted model, not a curated record.